Molecule: messenger RNA, 812 nt
Organism: Rotaria sp. Silwood1
Lineage: Eukaryota; Metazoa; Rotifera; Eurotatoria; Philodinida; Philodinidae
Source: the annotation of a GenBank genome assembly
AUGUACCCAAAAAAAUGGUCAUUUGUACCAUGUCCAUGGUACUUUGUACCACGAAAAUGGUCACUUGUACCACGCCUAUGGUACUUUGUACCACGAAAACAGUCAUCUGUCCCAUCACUAGGGUACUUUGUACCGUCGCUAUAGUACUGUGUACCGUAAAAAUGGUCAUUUGUACGAUCCCUAUGGUACUAUGUACCCAAAAAAUGGACAUUUGUACCAUCACUAUGGUACUUUGUACCAUGAAAAUGGUCAUUUGUACCAUGUCUAUGGUACUUUGUACCACGAAAAUGGUCAUUUGUACCAUCACUAUGGUACUUUUUACCGUCGCUAUGGUACUGUGUACCAUGAAAAUAGUCAUUUGUAUCAUCACUAUGACACUUGGUGCCACGACUAUGGUUUUUGUGAGGUGAAAAUGGUCACUCGUACCAUCACUAUGGUACUUUGUACCAUCAAAAUGGUCAUUUGUGCCAUCACUAUGACACUUUGUACCAUGAAAAUGGUCAUUUGUACCACGACUAUGGUACUUUGUACCACGAAAACGGGCAUUGGUGCCUCGUGUUACAGACAGACAGACACAGGUGAAUUUUGGUUUCUAGACCCUAGCCUUUCAGCCUAGGGAACAUACUAUUAUUCUUUUUUUUAUUGUAAGGAUAAAACAUACUAUUAUUCAGGUCAUAUGAGAGAGGAUACCACAUAAUCCUGGAUUGGCCCGAAGAAUACCAUGUGGGGUGUGGGUGUGGGUGUGGGUGUGGGUGGGUGUGGGUCUGGGUGUGGGUGCGGGUGUGGGUGUGGGUGUGGGUGUGGGUGUGGGU